AUGAAGUAUCUUGUGCUCUGUAUAGUUAGUUUUUGCAUUUUCGCAAAACAUGUGACAUGUCACAGGUACUAUAAUGACACAAUAUUGCCGGAUAUCGCGUCGCAGCAGUUGCUUGAAUUUAGACAUCAGCACUCGAGGCCAAUAGGGCUGAUGACAAAGAUAACUGGUGAACCGACGGAUAUAAGAGAUACCGUUACACUAAAUACAGAGAUAUUUGACAAUCGAAACUUCUUCCGACUCAUGUCCCAUCAAGACCGAGAGAGAAUACCAGAACGUGUUGUGCACUCAAAAGCUGGUGGCGCAUUUGGAUAUUUCGAAGUAACUCACGAUGUCUCAAGGUAUACCAAAGCCGAUGUUUUCAAUGAAAUCGGAAAAAGAACGCCGGUAAUGGCUCGAUUUUCCACAAACAGACAAAAACUUGGUGGAAAUGAUGUAGGUCGUGACGCCAAAGCAAUAGCUCUAAAAAUGUACACCAACGAAGGAAUUUUAGACUUCUUAACUUUCCACAUACCACUCUUCUUCUACAAAGAACCUAUGAAGUUUAGCAUAAAUGGACAUGCGUUCAGAAGGAAUCCUCAAACCACUUUGUUUGACAAUAUAAUGCGCUGGGAUUUCAUGACUUUGCGACCAGAAAUAAUAACUUCUAAUUUAUUCCUGAUGUCAGAUCUUGGCAUACCGGAUGGAUACAGAAAAACCGAUUAUUUCCCGUUGCACGCAUAUGAAAUAUAUAAUAAGCAUGGUGAAAGAUUUUUCGUUAAAUUCAAUUUCCGAACGGAGAUAGGUCUGUAUAACUUAACCAAUGCCGAAGCAAUGGCAAUCGGAGCCGAAGACCCUGAUUAUUUUAACAGAGACCUAUAUAACGCAAUUGCUGCAAAAAAGUACCCGUCGUGGAGACUGGAAAUGGACAUUCUAACAAAAGAAGACGUACAGAGAGUAGAUUUCGAUCCCUUUGACAUGACAAGGUUAUGGAGAAGAGGCACAUACCGUACCGUGCCCAUUGGACGAUUGGUGAUGAACCGUAGAGUUGAUAACCAUUUUAGAGACAUAGAACAGGCUGCCUUUUCACCUGAUAACUUAGUGCCAGGAAUCACAGGUCCGGUGGAUAUAGUCUUCAGAAGUCGAAAGAUUUUCUAUCCUGAUGCACAAAACUAUCGCUUAGGAGUGAAUCACGCAAACAUAGCUGUGAAUGCUCCACUCUAUGAGAAGACAUAUAGUCGUGAUGGAGUUGCGCCUGUGUUGGAUAACAUGAAAGAUGCUCCAAAUUAUUUCCCGAAUUCUUUUAACGGGCCUUUACCUUAUGUGGAUGAAGCGCGGCCAAAAGACUUGACCAUAGUUUUGCAUAGUAACGCCAUAGAUUUACAACCUGCAUCAGAAUUUUAUAAUGAAAUUGUAGAAAGCGAUGCACAUAGACAAAGGAUUGCUGAAAAUGUAGCAUCGUCCUUAAUGUCAGUAGUCGAUGAUGUAGAAAAGAGAGCUUUGCUUUUGCUUACUCUAAUAGACGUGGAUUUGGGCCGACGUGUAAGUAUAUCCCUGAAAAAGAUGAAAAUGGUGUCUUCAGAAGAAAAACGAGACCGACUCACACAAUGUUUCGCUCAUCCGAGUCAGCAUUAUCAUUAUUAUUAG
This is a messenger RNA of Arctia plantaginis, 1623 nucleotides long. The record is from the annotation of a GenBank genome assembly. Lineage: Eukaryota; Metazoa; Arthropoda; Insecta; Lepidoptera; Erebidae.